Cydia amplana is the source of this 573-nucleotide messenger RNA. It is a transcript of the gene CPR8, whose product is annotated as pupal cuticle protein 20-like. Gene Ontology annotation, cellular component: chitin-based extracellular matrix. Gene Ontology annotation, molecular function: structural constituent of chitin-based larval cuticle. Lineage: Eukaryota; Metazoa; Arthropoda; Insecta; Lepidoptera; Tortricidae. The record is from RefSeq and is a predicted model, not a curated record. The transcript has 4 exons. Bases 3 to 515 code for a protein of 170 amino acids.
AAAUGUGCUCUCUAAAGAUAGUAGUAACUCUCGCUGUCCUAGCGGUGGCUUCGGCCGAGCACUUCCGAUCCCAGCAGUUCGGGGGCUUUAACGGAGGCUUCAACGGUGGCUACAGCGGGGGCUACAGCGGAGGCUACAGCGGGGGCUUCGGCCGCGGCGCGCACAUACCUAUCCUGAGCUACGAGAACGUGAACAAUGGAGACGGAAACUACAGAUACAGCUAUGAGACUGGCAACGGCAUCAGGGCGCAUGAGAACGGAUCCCCCCGCGCCCAGGGGCCCGAGGGCCCCGCGGUGACGGCGGAUGGCGCCUUCUCCUACACCGCCCCCGACGGCCAGCAGGUGUCGCUGACCUACACGGCCGACGAGAACGGCUUCCACCCCGUGGGCUCUCAUAUACCCACCCCGCCGCCCAUCCCGGAUGCCAUCCUAAAAUCCCUGCAGUUCAACAGGCAGAAUCCUUCAUCGGAGGGAUCGUACAACAGUGGAAGAUAUAACAAUGGUUAUCACUACUAAAUGAAUAUCUACGAUAUUUAUUUAUUUAUGUUUACAAACAAGUGACUACGAUUCUGUG